AUGCGUGCAGUCACUCUCCUGGCCUCGGGCUUCGUCCACAUCGUCCUCGCCGCACGGCCUUUCCUCAACGAGCCUGAUACAGGUAUUGAAGACGCCCUUCCGGAUCUCAAGCCAGGAGAACUUCCUGACUUGAGUACUAUGGUCGGGCUGCCAGACUUUGACUACGCUGCCAGAAACUAUUUACCUGUUCGCAACUACACGUAUUACCGAAAUGGAGCGGCUGGCGAGUGGUCGUAUCGAAACAAUCUCGAGGUGUUCCAGCGCUAUCGCUUCAAUCCGCGCGUGAUGGUGGACGUCACCAACGUGGAGGAAACACUUUCGACCUCUAUUUUGGGAUAUAACUUCUCCGCCCCUUUCUUCAUUGGCCCAGCUGCACGCGGUGACCUAGGCCACCCCUUGGCUGAGUUUAAUCUUAUGCGGGCCGCAGCGGCAGAAGACAUCCUCUAUAUUCCUUCCCUUUCUGCAUCGAAGUCUAUUGAAGAGAUUGCAAGCUCCAAGUCAGAUGGCCAGGUCCACUUUCAACAGGUCGGCUUCUCAUGCAGUUCUCUCGGACAAUAUAACUCAGUGUUGGCUAAUGAAUGGAGACAGCUUUAUCUGCCAGAGAACGAGACUGAAACCCAGAAAUUGAUUCGCAGAAUUGAGGCAGCUGGCGCAAAGGCCAUUGGCUUUACUGUUGACUCUGCCGCUGAUGGCAACCGACAACGUGCUGCCCGGUUUGGUGUUCAGUCCGCGUGA
Colletotrichum spaethianum is the source of this 735-nucleotide messenger RNA. Its product is annotated as cytochrome b2, mitochondrial. The record is from RefSeq and is a predicted model, not a curated record. Gene Ontology annotation, molecular function: oxidoreductase activity. The transcript is spliced from 3 exons. The coding region runs from base 1 to 735 and encodes 244 amino acids. Lineage: Eukaryota; Fungi; Ascomycota; Sordariomycetes; Glomerellales; Glomerellaceae.